GGAUAGUGAGUAGCUGUCCAAAGGGAUUAUGGUACAAGGGGAAUGUUGGUUCUCUUAUAUAUGGCAUGUGAAAGCAGUGGAGCUAAAGGAUGAGAAAAAUGGAGGCCACAGUUUUUGGGGGAUAAGGUUAUGAGAAUUUUGUCAAACGGGCUUUGGUCAUUUGGUGUGUCUGCACUCUUCAAGCUAGCAUGAGUCGCAACAAUUCACACUCACUCUCUGUAUGUGUGCAUUGCAAGCCUGUUCAAAGCAUUUAAUGUUUUUCCAUUUAAGAGCCCCGUUAGCAUCAGAGGAACAUGUCCUGCAUUUGUGCUGCCCUGAGCUUACAUUUAUCAUCAUGGUUUCGUUAGCAUCACCAGCCAUGGAAUGUUGGUAGCCCAGAUAAAGCAAGGAGGAGAGAGAGAGAGAGAGAGUGAAGCUGUAAUGGAGAGGCUCCAAGGAACCAUUAAUCCUUCUUUCUUUGGAGAACAGCUGGAGGGUGAGUUGUGUUUGGAGCAAGAAAGCAGAGUAGCUUCGGAAUUAGGGCAUGAAUUUGUGGACGCAAGGAGUUUCAGAUUUGAAGAAGAAACAAAAACAGGCUUAGAGGACAAUAUGCCUUUCCUUCAGAUGCUGCAAAGCGUGGAAUCCUCACAUUUCGUACCCUUCACGGAGCCCAGCUUUCAGGUGAUGCUCUUGGGAUUACAGCACCAGAAAAAGCCAUUACAGAUCACCCAUUCGCCGGAAAUCACCGCCGGCCGGAACGUUCAGGCCAUAGAGCACGAAAGCUGCGUCACCCACGACAUGCCGGAGAUGCCUACGCCUGUCAAAUCCAAGGAACGGGAACACCCUAAAUCUCGGCCCCCGGCGGCCCCUUGCCGGGAGAGGAGAAAGCGGAAGAGAACGAGGGCGAUGAAGAACAAGGAGGAGGUGGAAACCCAGCGCAUGACCCACAUUGCCGUCGAGCGCAACCGGCGCCGCCAAAUGAACGACCACCUCAAUGCACUGAAAUCCCUCAUGCCCGCAUCCUACAUCCAAAGGGGUGACCAAGCAUCCAUUAUUGGCGGCGCAAUCGACUUCGUGAAACAGCUGGAGCAACUGCUUCAAUCUCUGGAGGCUCAGAAGAGGAUGAAGGAAGCCGAAGAAGACGGAGAUGGCUGCCCCACGGCGUCGUCCUCCACGCCGUUCGGCUGUUUGUUCACGGCGCCGCAGCCGCAGCAGCAGUACGACAACGGGAGUGUUUCAGCGCCGGGGAACAAGUUGUCGUCGUCGGAGGCGGAAAUCGACGUUACAGUGAGCGUGGUCCAAACGCACGCGAACAUGAAAAUUCAGUGCCGGAGGAGGCCGGGGCAGCUGCUCAAGGGCAUUGUUGCCAUGGAAGAUCUCAGACUAACAGUGUUGCAUCUCAACAUUACCUCCUCACAGUGCUCCGUUCUUUACUCCUUCAAUCUCAAGAUAGAGGAAGAUUGCAAGUUGGGAUCAGCAGAUGAGAUUGCAGCAGCAGUUCAUCAGAUCUUUAGCUUUAUCAAUGGCAGCCGAUAGUGAUUAGGGAUUAGGGACAACUGACCCCCUUCUGCUAAAAGGCAGAUGCUUUUUUUCCUUUAGGGUCUGGUCUGGGUGAACAAAUUUUGAAAAUUUUAUUUUUGACAUAUAGUUUUAUAAAUUUCCAACUUUAAUUACCUUUGCAUCCUCUUUCAUUGCCAUCUCUAAUAUGGCAAACAACCAGCCCUGCCAUUGAUUUCUUCCCUUAACCUGCACUAGCAUCUCACAAUGAAUACUUCUUCCCACAUCCAUUCCACCCUCCUUAGAACCCUAGGGCAAUUGUUUCCUUUCCUUGAACACACCUCAGCAAUUCUUCUUAUAUUCAUCUUCUUCACCUUAAUAUGUUCCAAUUGCAUAGCAAGCCAUUCUCAUCCUCGUUCAUUCUUAGAGCCCUAAUUAAGCAUUUACUUUAAGAAAGUGGAAAUAGCUGAACUUGAAACCCAUAUGUAGGAAUGUGCUGUACCAUUUCUACAGGAAUUUGGGUUAUCAAAAAGUAAGAUAAAAGUAUUUUGUGAGCACAUUGCGUGUCAAGUAAAUCCCAAACAUCUUCCUCACAAAAUUUUGGAAUGGGAAUAUCAAGAAUUCUCAACUCAUUUGCAAAGAUUUGUUGAACCGGAAACAACCCUUGAAGCUUUACAUCCUUAUGGUUUUCUGCCAAUAUAAAUUUGCAAAAUGACCUUGAUUUCACUUGCGACAAUUCCAUCUCAGAGAGGGUUCAAGAAUCCCAAUGUUUUUUGAACCACAAACUAGUUUGAAGGCAUUUUCUUGUUGCGCCUUGGCGUGUUAACAAUCUGCAGAUUAAGUGCAACUACCCAUCCUAACAAAUGUGCACAUUCCGUUUUAUUUGGAGUCUUAAGUAGUGUGGAGGCAGUAGGCACUUCUCUGCUGGACCUUUGCUUGAAUACUAUCUGCAGAAGUUUUGCAAGUAUGUGCACGGCACACCAAUUGAAAGUGCACCUUCAGCUGUGCUGCUGCACCUUUGUAUAUGCUUGACUUGCAUAAUCUUCUGCAAGUGCUCAGACCAAUUUAUACGGAAAGACUCUUGAAGAUGUGAGAAAGUUUUGCAGUGUUGGGAGGGAGAACCAUUUCUCAUUUGCAGCAAGAUGCAAUCUCGAGUACCUGAGAACGUUGGACAUACUCUUUCUAUUGAAUUGUCAGUGAAAUUUAUAUAAAUUAAAGCAUGUAAACUGCUGAAAGACACAUGAUGACAUUCAACAAUUGUAUGUAAUUAUGUAUAUAGCUAGUUCACUUUGAUAAGUUUAAUGAAUUUUGAAGUUGCAAUUGCCCAUGUGGUCAA
Molecule: messenger RNA, 2812 nt
Organism: Malania oleifera
Lineage: Eukaryota; Viridiplantae; Streptophyta; Magnoliopsida; Santalales; Ximeniaceae
Product: transcription factor bHLH57-like
Exons: 7
Coding region: 364-1515 (383 amino acids)
Biological process (GO): regulation of transcription by RNA polymerase II
Molecular function (GO): RNA polymerase II cis-regulatory region sequence-specific DNA binding; DNA-binding transcription factor activity, RNA polymerase II-specific; protein dimerization activity
Source: RefSeq, a predicted model, not a curated record